Sphenostylis stenocarpa is the source of this 1137-nucleotide messenger RNA. The record is from the annotation of a GenBank genome assembly. NCBI's taxonomy places the organism in Eukaryota, Viridiplantae, Streptophyta, Magnoliopsida, Fabales, Fabaceae.
AUGGACGACGACGAUGAGAUCCAGUCUCAUCCGUCGCCGGCGAGCGGAUCCCCGGCGUCAUCGCCGCGGGCGAAUGGACGGAUAACGGUGACGGUCGCGGCGCCGGCGCCGCCUCCGCCGAAUAGUUUGGCACUAGCGCUUCCGAUUCAGCAGCCGGUGAAGGGGAACGGUGGCGGAGGAGGCGGCGGCGGUGGAGGAAGGGAGGAUUGUUGGAGCGAAGGCGCGACGGCGGUGCUGAUCGAUGCAUGGGGAGAGAGGUAUCUGGAACUGAGCAGAGGAAAUCUGAAACAGAAGCACUGGAAGGAGGUGGCGGAGAUCGUGAGCGGCAGAGAGGAUUACACGAAGGCGCCGAAGACCGAUAUUCAGUGCAAAAACCGGAUCGACACCGUUAAGAAGAAGUACAAAUCGGAGAAGGCGAAGAUCGCCGCCGGCGCCACUAGCAAGUGGCCAUUCUUCGACCGUUUGGACCAAUUAAUCGGUCCAAGUGCCAAGAUCCCCGGCGCCGGCGGAGUCGCCGGAACCAGCGGUGCCGGAAACAGUAUUUUACAGACCCAGAAAGUGCCGUUAGGGAUUCCGGUGGGCGUUCGAGGCGGAGGGAAUCAGUAUCACCAUCCUCAAAGGCAGGCGCAGCAUACGCCGCAGCAGCAACAACCGCAGCCGGUUCCGUCGAAGAAUCAGAAGAUUCAGUUCCGGCGCCGCGGUCCACCGGUGGAAUCUGAUUCGGAGGAGCGUGGCGCGUCGUCGCCGGCUUCGAGCGACAGUUUUCCUCCGGAGAGUUUCGAGCGGAAGAGGCCCCGGGUGAUGAGUUCGAACCCGACGAAAGGAAGCGAAGGAAGACGGAAGGCGAAGGGCUGGGGAAGCGCGGUGAGGGAACUGACGCAGGCGAUUCUGAAAUUCGGGGAGGCGUAUGAGCAUGCAGAGAGCUCGAAGCUGCAGCAAGUAGUGGAGAUGGAGAAGCAGAGGAUGAAGUUCGCGAAGGAUUUGGAGUUGCAGAGAAUGCAGUUUUUUAUGAAGACCCAGUUGGAGAUUUCGCAACUCAAGCUUGGAAGAAAAGGUGCUAACCCUAGCAACAAUCACCAUAGCACCACCAACAAUAACAAUAACAACAAUCACAACAAUAAUAGUGACAGUGAGUGA